AUGGGUGACAUUAUAGAUAUCUCAAACAGAUGUGUUAGCCACGUCUUUGACCCCGUUGACGGCCACAUCCACGCCCACGUCCACGCCCUCGUCCAUGCCCUCGUCCAUGUCCACAGCCAAGGUUCUCCUCUGCAAGGAUGUACUCAUGUUGGGAAGGUUCUCUUUGAGUUGACUCAGGGGCCUCAUUAG
This is a messenger RNA of Aspergillus chevalieri, 189 nucleotides long. RefSeq lists its product as uncharacterized. Bases 1 to 189 code for a protein of 62 amino acids. Lineage: Eukaryota; Fungi; Ascomycota; Eurotiomycetes; Eurotiales; Aspergillaceae. The transcript has 2 exons. The record is from RefSeq and is a predicted model, not a curated record.